Lachancea dasiensis is the source of this 2265-nucleotide messenger RNA. NCBI's taxonomy places the organism in Eukaryota, Fungi, Ascomycota, Saccharomycetes, Saccharomycetales, Saccharomycetaceae. The record is from the annotation of a GenBank genome assembly.
AUGCCCAAAAAAAGGCGUACUCUGGGAAUGCUAGUGGUCAAGCAUGGGCUCUCGACAUUGGCAAGUCUGGUGGGUGGCUCCUUCUCGAUUGCUAUAUUGUGCAGAGAUAAUCAACAACAUUGUUUUAAUAGACCGGCCUUGAUUGUACUUACAUGCGGACUGCUAGCUAAUGGCCUUGUCCAACUUACCAUCCCUUUAACAAACUCACAAAUGCUGAGGUGGAUGUCGAUAGCCACGUUAGUCGUAUGCUUUGUUUCGACUAUCGUCUACCUUAGGACCCUACUGAGCGAUAUAUCGAGCUCAAGGCUGUCCACAAUGGACGAGCACCUGGUAUCAGUACAGACCUGCGCGAUAGUGGCCACCAUGCUAUUCAGCAAUCUGCUAGUAGCUUUUGACACGUCAGACCGAAUCAGUGACCAGAAAUCGUGUGCAUCGGAAUUUGAGCAACAGUCAAACGAGAUGCAAGCCGAAAAAAAUGAUAUACAAGCGCACAAAACAGUCACCAUGAAAAACUCGGCUCAAACGCUAACUCCUGACCAUGAAUACACUACCGCGCUGACCAGCCAACAGAACUGGAUGAACAAAUACCCUUCGACGUAUUCCAGUUCGGAGUGCCUCUCGGUAAAUUCAGUUCUAAAGCAUAAUUUGGGAUUGCAUCAUGUGCACAUGCAAGUAAAUUCACCGGAAUCUCCGGUUUUAGACGCCUCUAAACCCAAAACCCCGUCAAGGACACCUAGGAAACCUAAAAUUGACGUUUUCGCACGGAUGAGGGCUAUGAGUAGGUCGGCAAAGAGCCCGCCUGGAGCGGACUUAGCAAUUCCGGAAGACAGCAUCAAUGCUCAUUACGUUACAAGGCUUUCUACGAUCCACGACGGCUCGAGGAGUCUUGUUAAUGUUGCUCAUAGCUCACAAAACUACGACGCCAGCUCCAAAAGCAUACGAUCAAGCUUUCUACUUGACGGACAAAAAUGUGAUAAUGUAAACAAGGCUCUCUUAUUGGAAAGAGAUGCUGUCCAUAGAAUCAACAAUGCUCUCUUACCGCCUUCUUUACAGGGUUAUGAAGGUCCCACCUCACAUGAGGCUGCUCACAAUAGCACCCAAUCUACGCCUGUGGCAAGCUCUGGAUGUGACGAUGUUGACGACGUUCUUAUGGAAAACGGUCUAGAAGAAAUACCACGUAUUCCCGAACCUCAGAUUUUAACCGACAGAUGCCCCCAGAUGGAUGGCUCUCCCGCUUUAUUUCAUAAUGUCAGCUUAGGUGACUGGGAAUUAAAUGGUCAAAAGCUUUUGGAGAACGAGCGUCAAAUUCUUCGAGAUGUUCCUCAGCUAAUGCCAAGUUUUGAAUUCCAGUCCAACGAAGAGCUAAAGACUAAGGAUGAGUUCAGUUUCCCACUGACAAAGUACAAUUUCGAGAGUCUCCCGGAAGGCGAAAAUGAUAAUGCAGAUGCUGUAAGCGCGUUGGAUGCAUUACUGAAACAAAGUGAAGGAGGAAAUGAUUUAAGCGAGACUCAAAACGAGAUAAUGAAUGAUAUUUUGAAGCAAGAGAACUCUCUUGCCCAGGUCAGAAGGUUUUCUAAAGAUUUGAGCUUUAAAAGUGGCCCACACUCCCCCACAAAAUCAAUUAACUCGAUUAUAACGGGUUCUGCCGCAGGGAGCAUCAAAUCUCCUUCCAAAAUUGGUUCGGUAUUCACGAAUGCUGGUAAUUCGAGUAUACCCAACCAAAUACAUCACUCCAGAUCAAACUCGCAAAUAACAACAUUUUUUCAUACAGGGAACAGCGCAAAUGGGUUCAGUCACUCCACACAAUCAUCUCCCACUAAAAGUCGUAGGCUGAAAAGACUUAGCAAAAAAGUCUCUCUGUCGGGCAUAUCCUUCAAACAUGAAGAAGAGGGUGGUUCAAACCCACAUAAUAGGGGAAAUAGCAUCGAUUUUAGCUACCUACACACCCUACAAAACAAGCACUCUCCAUCCAAAUCUGUUUCGUCCUUAUCAAGACGCAACAGCACUUUCUCACCAAGUGACCGAAACUCACGAGCACUGAGCGCGAUUUUUACUGCCACAAAUGAUAAAGAGCUUAAAAAGUCCCAGCAUAACUUAGAUCGACACCUUGACCUCAACAAUUCACUUGAGUCCGAUAGUCAAGAGGGUCAGGCAAGCAGACCGAAUUCAUUUUCAAAGCAAAGCGAUCACGAUUACCCACACACUGUAAUGAGCGAGUAUGAUCGUGAAAAGUGGACUACUAUACAAAAUUUAUCUAUUGUGUAA